AUGAAUAAUUUAGAGGAUCUUGUUGUGAAACUUUUUGAUAUUGAAGCAUUUAAAUUUGGUUCAUUUAAACUCAAAAGUGGCAUUCAAUCACCUAUUUAUAUUGAUUUACGUGUUAUUAUCAGUUAUCCUGAUAUUCUUAGAUCAGUAGCUGUGCAUAUGAAUGAAAUACUUCAACGUUCAAAUGUUACCUAUGAUUCAAUUUGUGGAGUUCCAUAUACUGCAUUACCUAUUGCUUCAAUUAUCUGCGUCGAUUAUAAAAAACCAAUGUUAAUUCGAAGAAAAGAAACCAAAAAUUAUGGAACAAAAAAAUUAAUCGAAGGAAAAUUCAAUCAAAAUGAUCGAUGUUUAAUUAUUGAAGAUAUUGUUACUAGUGGAUCAAGUGUUAUUGAAACUGCAGAUAGUCUUCGUGCAGAAGGUAUACAAGUAACAGAUGCUAUUGUCUUUUUUGAUCGACAACAAAACGGGGAUAAUAAUUUAAAAGAAAAAAAUAUUCGAUUACUUAGAGUUUUAACAAUUACACAAGUUUUAGAAUAUCUUGUUAAAAAUAAAAGAAUUACUCAAGAAGUUUCAAAUGAUGUUCAAGAAUUUAUACGUCAAAAUCAAACUGAAUUACCUGCAUUGAAGAAUGGAAUUAUUGAAAUGAAAAGUUCAUCUAUUCCUAUUCGUCAACGAUUUCAAACAAUUAGAGAAGAAAAAAAAACUAAUCUUUGUUUAUGUGCUGAUUUAACAAGUCUUGAUGAAAUUAUUGAAUUAUCGAAACAAGUGGGACCAAAUAUUUGUAUGUUAAAAAUACAUUGUGAUAUUUUAAAUGAUUUUUCAAUGGAGAAAAUUCAACAAUUAAAAAAUAUUUCAAGAACAUUUAAUUUUCUUCUACUUGAAGAUCGUAAAUUUGCUGAUAUUGGUAAUACUGUCCAAUUACAAUAUACCAAAGGUCUUUUUCAAAUUGCUACAUGGGCUGAUCUUGUCACAGUUCAUGUCUUACCUGGUGAAGGUAUUGUUCAAGCUUUAGAACAGUCAGUUCAAUCAAUCGACGAGCCACGUGGAUGUUUAUUAAUAGCACAAAUGUCAUCCAAAGGUGCUCUCACGAACAACGAGGAUUAUGUUAAAGGUGUAAUUAAAUGUGCCGAAAAAUAUCCAGAUUAUGUUAUUGGAUUUAUUUCACAAUCACGUCUUACUACUGAUAAUAAAUUUAUUCAUUGUACUCCAGGUAUUCAUUUGAAUAAUACCGGUGAUCAACUUGGUCAACAAUAUGUAACACCAAGACAAGCAAUUGAUGGACGUGGUGCUGAUAUUCUUAUUGUUGGUCGUGCUAUAACCGAUUCAAUUAAUCGAAUUAAAACUUGUGAAGAAUAUCAACAAGAAGGAUAUAACGUAUAUGAACAGUUACGUAAUAUUUAA
Adineta steineri is the source of this 1398-nucleotide messenger RNA. The record is from the annotation of a GenBank genome assembly. Lineage: Eukaryota; Metazoa; Rotifera; Eurotatoria; Adinetida; Adinetidae.